Messenger RNA from Grus americana (Whooping crane), 1819 nucleotides. RefSeq names its product adaptor related protein complex 4 subunit sigma 1 (gene AP4S1). The transcript has 7 exons. Gene Ontology annotation, biological process: protein transport; vesicle-mediated transport. NCBI's taxonomy places the organism in Eukaryota, Metazoa, Chordata, Aves, Gruiformes, Gruidae. The record is from RefSeq and is a predicted model, not a curated record. Gene Ontology annotation, cellular component: intracellular membrane-bounded organelle. Bases 748 to 1194 code for a protein of 148 amino acids.
GCGGGGGAGCGCGCCGGGGCCGGGAUCCCCCUCUGGGGGGCUGAGGUGGCAGCACACCGCGCAGGGGACAGCCGCGAGGCAGUCGCCUUGUCGCUGCCUGCCUCCGUCUCUGUCGGGGUGCCCCCGCCCGCCCCAGGGUAACUCGCCGCUGGCGGCAGGAGGGGGGAGGCGCCCGCCCCGCCCGCGGCCCGGCUCCGGGUGGGUCGGUGUCGGGACUGGUGGCGCCGGGCCCGGCCUCCGCGGGGGAGCGCGACCGGGCGGUUUCUGUCCGCCCUGAAGUGAAAAGCGGAAGCGGUGGCAUUACGCUGAGGCGGCGGAGGUUGGGUUCGCCCGCGCCGCGGCGGCUCCGCGCCUCGGGAGUGUCAAACGUCCUCGGAAGAAUCCGCGGGAAUGCCGCUGGGUGGGCCUGGGUCUGCUCCUAAACCGGCGUGCAAACAGCAAAUCGGGGGUUAAAACGCUGAAGUCUCUAGAGCGCAGCGCAGUUUAAUGGUGCGCUGAAUUUGUCCCGCGAGGAGGUGAUUUUAGAAUAGAUUUCUUAAAUUUAUGAAGCCUGAGGUGCAAGGGAACAAACUGCGUGCACCACUGCAGCAGCACUGACCAGCGUCCAUGACUCUUCGGUCAGAGCAAAUCAACAAAAGUGCGCUCCUGUUCUGGACGUGAAGAGACUUCACUGAGCCUGGCGGAGAAAUACUCUUCCUGAUUCCUGCACCCCAUAUUCAAAUCUACUGCUGACAUCAACAACAAAAAAUGAUAAAAUUUUUUCUUAUGGUAAACAAACAAGGUCAAACGAGGCUCUCUAGGUAUUAUGAGCAUGUAGAAAUUAAUAAACGGACAAUCUUGGAAGCUGAAGUAAUCAAAAACUGUCUCUCCCGUUCAAAGGAUCAGUGCUCUUUCAUUGAAUAUAAGGACUUUAAGCUGGUAUACCGACAGUAUGCAGCCCUUUUCGUAGUCGUUGGAAUCAACGAGACAGAGAAUGAGAUGGCAGUAUAUGAACUAAUUCAUAAUUUUGUGGAAGUUUUGGACAAAUACUUCAGCCGAGUGAGUGAAUUAGAUGUAUCCUUUUCAAUCAUGUUCAAUUUAGACAGAGUGCACAUAAUUUUGGAUGAAAUGGUGCUGAACGGCUGCAUCGUGGAAACAAACAGGAACAGGAUUCUCGCCCCUCUGUUUGUGCUUGACAAAGUGGCAGAAAGCUAGCAAGGUGCACAACUGACCACAGUGUGUUACAGAAGAUGGGGAAACCAUCAGGAGCGUACCAACAGCAGUUUUCGGAUGUCGUAAGAUCAACUCAUGCAAUAUUCAAAUUAGUUGGAAAAUACUUCCUGUUUCUCCUAUACCCUACGUACCAAUGGAAGAUACAGCUGAACAUAAAGUGGAACCUUCCGUUUCAAAGACAGCCCUGUUGAUUCAGCAGCAACCUUGCAAGAACAGUCAACAUUUUUUAAAUCUGACUGAGGAUAAAGUAAUGGGAACUUACACAUGGCCAUCUGGGCAUCACUUUCAAUUCCAUAGCUUUGUGCCAGACCUAGAAGACAGAAAAUACGGAAAUAUAAAUUCAGACAGUUUCAGUGCUUCCUUUAAGCACUAACCUGAUUUUUUAAUUUCCAUACAAAUGUACUGUUAAGUUAAAGUUCUGUAACCUUCAUGACUAUUUUUAAACUAGAUUCAUCCUUCAUCAAAAAGCUGGUUUCACUCCCUUUUCCAUUUAAGUCAUGGUUACAAAAGAAAUGUAACUGACAGAAGUAUACAUUUGGUAUUCCUGCGUACUGUGUCAGUUGUAACCAGAAGUAUUUGGCACUUAAAUAUUAUAACAUUAAUAAAA